AACUGUUGCUAUAAAAGGUAUAAUUAAGGCUACAGAGUUGCUAUUUCUGAAAUUUUUCCUUCAGAAAAUAGGCAGAUAAGAGGCCCAAACUUCAAAUUUUCUCCAUUCAUUUUUGUAAUUCAUACUUGGUUUAUGUGCUUGUAUUAAACUCUUAAAUUUGGUUAAAUCUAAAUAGGAAAAAAUUCACAUACUUAAGGCCCUAAUUAUUAGUUUUAUAGCAACAGUUUCAUAAUUACAUUUUGUAGCAACUUCUAUUUUGUAUUUUUAAAAAAAUGCUGCUAUAAAAAUACAUAUACAAAUAUUUUGACUUCCCUUAAAUAACUGAAAUUGGUUGAGAUAAAUAUGGUAUAAUUACCAAUUAAUUAAAUUUGUAGGUUCGUUUUUCAUUAAAACAACUUCAAUCACGUGAUUUCCGUUACAGCUUAACAGCAGUAAACAAUUUUCAAAUUUCAAUUUUCUCCAUUAACGAGUUCAUCAGGAAAAAAACACAAAUUCAAAAUUUGGUGUUAGUUUUUCUGAGCAAUUUCUUCUAAUUUGAUAGUAUCUUCUUCGAAAUCAGCAUCAGUUUCGAAACGAAUCAUUAAUUUGUUUAAAUCAAAUUCAAGUGCAGAUUCUUCAGUUCAAUUUGUUCGAAUUAACUAUCAGUUGCAAAUUCAACCAUUAUCGUAGUCUAAGAAAUGGGAAGCAUACCAGUCCUUGUGAAGCACUCUGGUCGAUGGACGUAUGAAAAAAACUUCAAAAAAUAUGUCACUGAUGCUAUACUGUUGAGCACAUCAGCAACAUUCGUUGAGCUACACGAUGUUUUGGAAUCUCAUUUAAGUGUGGAUUUAACCAGCAAACGUAUUCUAGUGGAAUAUCAAAUCACUGCUAAUGCAGGGCAGAUAGAAAUACAUAAUGCUAUGGGUUUAAAGGUGUUUAUUUUUCAGAAAAAGCAAAUACAAGAGAUGAAUUGUCUUCCGUUAUAUGUAAGCAUUUUGGAGAAAGUUGUAGGGAGUAAUGUGGCAAGUUCGUCUAUAUGUGUUCCUGAAAGAAUUACCAACUCUGACAACUUGAAAACAGUGAUAAAUACAACAAAUAAAAGAGCUUUGGUGGUUUCUGAAGAUACACAAGCAUUAGAUGUAUUUGAAAUGGAUAUUGUUGAGGUGAUUAUCUCAGACCUACAUCACAAGCAUGUUGAGGAAGACCAGGUUUACUUGACAAAAAUAAGUUUAAAGUCAGUCAUGAAGGACUACUCAAUUAGGGAGAAGUUUCAAACGCGAAGUAAAAGGUCAAGUAAUAAGAAAUACGUACAUUCUAUAUCACUCUGUUCUUGUUUAAUAUUAGUUUGAAUAUGUAUUUUGAAUAUAUAAAAUUAUGUUGGAUGCAUAUAUACAAUAUGUUGCAAAUCAAGAAAC
This is a messenger RNA of Capsicum annuum, 1394 nucleotides long. RefSeq lists its product as uncharacterized. Lineage: Eukaryota; Viridiplantae; Streptophyta; Magnoliopsida; Solanales; Solanaceae. Bases 678 to 1328 code for a protein of 216 amino acids. The record is from RefSeq and is a predicted model, not a curated record. The transcript is spliced from 2 exons.